Molecule: messenger RNA, 1683 nt
Organism: Chionomys nivalis (European snow vole)
Lineage: Eukaryota; Metazoa; Chordata; Mammalia; Rodentia; Cricetidae
Gene: Kdm8
Product: lysine demethylase 8
Exons: 9
Coding region: 204-1457 (417 amino acids)
Cellular component (GO): nucleus
Molecular function (GO): histone H3K36 demethylase activity
Source: RefSeq, a predicted model, not a curated record
GAGGAAGGCCAGCCGUGGAAUCUUCGCCCGGGCGGAACCAGUCGAUACCAGCGAUGAGAAACACAGCCCCGUUCAAGAGUCGGAGAGAAACUGAAGACCAAUUGAGUCAUCCAGUCCUGUGGAUUGAACAACUACUGAAUUCUUGGAUUUUCCGUUCAUAGCCCCCCAUUAUUGAACUAUCAGGACCACAGCCUGUGCUGACCAUGUCAGAGGACACUAAGAGUCCCGCAAAGCCUUUGGUAGGGCCUAGCACCCUCUGGAAGGACCUCAGGGUACUCCUGCCUGACACAGAGGAGGAGCUGAAGCUGGAGCUCAGCGAGAAGGUAGACAGGAGCCUGACCAUGCUGCUACAGCAAGCUGUAGGGUUGUUCUAUGGAGGACAUUGGCAGGAGUGCCUGCAGGCCAGCGAGGCCAUCCUGGACUACUCCUGGGAGAAGCUCAACACUGGGCCCUGGCAAGAUGUGGACAAGGAAUGGCGCCGGGUAUACUCCUUCGGCUGCCUCCUGAAGGCCCUGUGCCUGUGCCGGGCUCCACGGAAGGCCACUGCAGUGGCUGAAGCAUUGCGGGUGUGUGACAUGGGCCUGUUGAUGGGGGCAGCCAUCCUUGGAGACAUCCUUCUCAAAGUUGUCACAGUCCUCCAGACACACCUGCUCCCAAGAAAGCAGCCUGCCUGUGGCCCCCACCAGGAUGAGCCUGUUACUAAGAAGACGAGGUGUGAUGCCAACUCAGCUCCCGAUGUGGUGUUAGAGCGGGCAGUGCCCAGGCUUCGCUGCCCAACCCUGCAGUACUUCAGGAAGCACUUUCUAGUCCCUGGGAGGCCUGUGAUCUUGGAAGGUGUGGCUGACCACUGGCCGUGCAUGAAGAAGUGGAGUCUGCAGUACAUCCAGGAGGUUGCUGGCUGCCGCACUGUCCCUGUGGAAGUGGGUUCAAGGUACACAGAUGAAGACUGGUCCCAGACCCUCAUGACUGUCAACGAGUUCAUCCACAAAUACAUCCUGAGUGAGGCAAAGGAUGUUGGGUACCUUGCUCAGCACCAGCUAUUCGACCAGAUCCCAGAGUUGAAACAGGACAUCAGCAUCCCCGAUUACUGUUGCCUGGGCAACGGGGAAGAGGAAGAGAUCACUAUCAAUGCCUGGUUUGGUCCCAAAGGAACCAUCUCCCCACUGCAUCAUGACCCCCAGCAGAACUUCCUGGUCCAGGUCUUAGGAAGGAAGUACAUCCGGCUGUAUUCCCCACAGGAGUCUGAGGCAGUGUACCCUCAUGAGACACAUCUUCUUCAUAACACCAGCCAGGUUGAUGUGGAGAACCCCAACCUAGACAAGUUCCCCAAGUUUUCUGAGGCCCCAUUCCUGUCCUGUAUCCUGUCCCCAGGAGAGACCCUCUUUAUACCUGCUAAGUAUUGGCAUUAUGUGCGUUCCCUGGACCUGAGUUUCUCAGUCAGCUUCUGGUGGUCGUAGCCAGGGCCAGAGUGCAAAGGACCCACUGGGCAGAUACCUCACCAAAGGAAGUGAGCCAGGUGGGAAGCCCUGGGUGGGCUAGAGUCCACGAGUCCCGUUCUCCCAGAUACUCUCUGUAGGACACGUUGUGUGCAGAGCUGUGCGUACCCAGGUUAUGGAUCCCGAUUAUGGAUGCUCCUUUUCUUUGUAACAUACAUUUUUUUCAAUUAAAUAAAAAUAUUUUCUA